AUGAUCUCUGCCUCUACUUUGGCAGCUCUUCUGGCUUUGGGCCAUGGUGUUCUUGGACAGCAGGCUGGCACCUCGACUGCUGAGAACCACCCUCCCAUGAGCUACCAGAAAUGCACCUCUGGAGGACAAUGCACCACUGUCAACACCAACAUUGUGCUCGAUGCCAACUGGCGCUGGCUGCACACAACCAGCGGAUACACCAACUGCUACACAGGCAACAAGUUCGACGCCUCUCUCUGCCCCAACAACGUGCAGUGUGCCGCCAACUGUGCUCUUGAUGGAGCAGAUUACUCUGGCACCUACGGUAUUCAAGCCAGCGGCAACUCUGUCAGCUUGAAGCUCAAGCAGGGUAACAACGUUGGAUCUCGUGUCUACCUGAUCAACGGCAACAAGUACGAACUGUUCAAGCUGAAGAACCAGGAGUUCACCUUCGAUCUGAUGAAUCUUCUAGGUUGUGGUAUCAACGGUGCAUUGUACUUUGUCAAGAUGGACGCCGAUGGCGGUCUUGCCAAGUACCCCACCAACAAGGCCGGAGCUGCUUACGGAACAGGUUACUGUGAUGCUCAGUGCCCCAGAGAUCUCAAGUUCAUUGCCGGCAAGGGAUGGGUACCAUCAAGCGGAGACCCCAACUCUGGAACCGGAAACACUGGCUCGUGCUGUGCUGAGAUGGAUAUCUGGGAGGCUUCUCGCUACGACGGCUACUGCGAUAAGGACGGCUGUGAUCUCAACCCCUACAGAUGGGGAGCACCGAACUUCUUCGGCCCUGGCAAGACAUUCAUUACUGCGGACAACACUGCCACCGGUACUCUCAGCGCCAUCCGCCGCCUCUACGUCCAGAACGGAAAAGUCAUCCAGGAGGCCAACACUAACGUUGCUGGUAUUACCCAGACCAACCAGAUCACCGACAGCUUCUGCAAGCAACAAAAGGCCGUUACAGGUGACCCUGACUCAUUCUCGCAGAAGGGCGGUCUUGCUGGCUUCGGCAAGGACCUCGAUGCUGGUAUGGCUCUUGUCUUCAGUGUUUGGGACGACUAUGAUGCCAACAUGCUCUGGCUCGACUCCACCUACCCCGUUGGCUCCAACAAGGUCGGCGCUGCUCGUGGUACCUGCGCCAGCACCUCUGGCAAGCCUACGGAUGUUGAGUCCCAACAGGGCAACGCUGCCGUCACCUUCAGCAACGUCAAGUUUGGCGCCAUUGGCUCUACCUACAAGGCUCAGUAG
Molecule: messenger RNA, 1221 nt
Organism: Aureobasidium vineae
Lineage: Eukaryota; Fungi; Ascomycota; Dothideomycetes; Dothideales; Saccotheciaceae
Source: the annotation of a GenBank genome assembly